ACAGUGCCUUUCCUUUUGAUUAUUCGCACUAUUACUGUCAUCAGACUCAUCAAGGAUCUUGAAUAACACUACUUCUGGACGCGUAAAAAUGCCCCAUCAUCAUCACGAUAAUUGUAGCCAUGAGGGUCACGACCACGACCACAGUUCUUCGGACUCAACUGGGCCAAAUGAUAACUUGUUCACUCACAUCGAUCGGUCGAACGUAGUUGCUUUGAAUGCAGGGGGACAAGGCUCUGAAAUCAUAAAACCAUGGGAUAAGCGUCUAGAUGAAGAAGUGUUUCUGGAAUCCGAUUCAGACGAUCAACUAAUAUUGCGUGUACCUUUCACGGGUGCUGUCAGGCUUCGGUCUUUACUCCUGAAGACAGGUCCAGGUGAUCAAACACCCACCAAAGUGGCUUUGUUUGCCAAUGAACAAAGCUUGGAUUUCGACGAUGUAAACGAUAAGUCUCCCACUCAAGAGUUCGACAUAGCGCAAGGAAGAGAAGUAGGUGAAUAUGCUGUUAAAACUGCAAAAUUCUCUACCUUAUCUGGUAUCACCCUAUUUUUCCCUGCAGCGCAGGGUGCGGACAACACCCGAAUAUACUUUGUGGGCUUCUUGGGCCAUUGGUCCGAGCGCAAGAAUAACCCAUUUAUCACGGUAUAUGAAGCGCAAGCCAAUCUUGCCGAUCACGAAAAAAUUCAAGGGACAGAGGGCAAUUUUAGCACCUCACAAUCGUAGUGUACCGCGCAAAAUGCCGUUUUGACAGUCAUAUAGUGUCGCGAAUCACACCUGCUGUUUAGUUGUUCAAGACACAGAACCAGAUAAAAGGAUAUUUCAAAUAUGUGGCCCUUUAUGAUUGUCUACCAUAGUGUGUCCCUCUCAUGCCCACAGCCAAAAUAUGUACCAUAAUAUCACCUCAACUGGGCUUAGCAUUUUGCGAACCUUCUGCGCUACGCUGCAUGAACGAUUGCAGGAUCUCGGAACUCAGGUUUCCCAUUCCUCCGUGCGCACCAGUAACUCCUGAUCCUUGGGCGACACCAGAAGAGGGAUUCCCUCC
This is a messenger RNA of Serpula lacrymans var. lacrymans S7.9, 1037 nucleotides long. RefSeq lists its product as uncharacterized. The coding region runs from base 89 to 718 and encodes 209 amino acids. Gene Ontology annotation, cellular component: nucleus. The transcript has 6 exons. NCBI's taxonomy places the organism in Eukaryota, Fungi, Basidiomycota, Agaricomycetes, Boletales, Serpulaceae. The record is from RefSeq and is a predicted model, not a curated record.